GUUUAUUCAAAUUCCAUGAUUGCUGCCUUUGCUUCUUCUUGCUUGGUCUACUCUUUCUAGUUUCUACCCCUAUGGACUUGUUUGCUUUUCUCUUGUAAUUGUUAAUGCCUGUAUGAUUAAGAAAAUGGAGUUGUUUAACUGAAAAAAGCAUGCAAUUAAACUGCGUAUCUGUGUUGUUAUUUCAUCUUUGAAGCUUGUCGAUGGGGAUCUGCUUUAUGGCAUCCCUUUCUAUAUUUAGAUGGAGAAGUUUUGGUUUCUCAAAGAUAUGUUAGGCUUGUGUCCUAUUUGUGUAAUAGGAAACAGGUUAGCAAAGCAAGUUUGGUAUUUAUCCUUCUAAAAAGUCUAAAGUGGACACAUAUUCCUUGUUUCUAUGCAAGAUUUAUAUAUUUCCCCUGAAAUGCUAAUGCUUUGAGUCCAGGAAAGGAAGAUACCAAAACCCUCCCCACCAAUUAGAGCUAACUCUAUACCUUGCCAAUCUUCAUAAGCCUAAAACCCAACCUCCCUUUUUUCUCCAUCCCCUUACAAAAACAAAAGCAUCGAAUCCUUUGGUCGAAUGUUGUCACUUGCUGGGCACCAUAUCUCUUGCCCCCAAUGCACCCCGAACGUCGAACCCACUUCCUAGUCUGGGUUGCUGCCGUCCUCUGCACCAUCAUAACCACCUGUGUCAUCAUUGCCGGCGUCGUCACCUUCAUAGGCUACCUUGUCAUCCACCCGAGAAUUCCCGACGUUAGCGUGGUAGGCGCCAGCCUCGACACCUUUAGGUUCGAUUCCGCCGGAGUGUUAGUGAUUCAGUCCACGAUCGUCAUGCGCGCACACAACGGAAACAAGAAGGCGCACGCGAGGUUCUAUAAUUGGCACUUCAUCUUCAGCUUGGAUGAAAUGGACAUAGCAUAUCUCCAGAUAGCAGACCCUUUCGACGUGAGAAAGAACAGCUCCGUGGAUUUUAACUAUGUGGCUCAAUCGACGCCGGUGAUAUUGGACCCCGAGACGGAGGAUUGGGUGGACGGGUCGUUGAAGCGGGAUCAGAUUGCUUUCAAUCUCAAGGGAAGCACUAGAGCACGAUGGAGAGUUGGCCUCCUGGGGUCAGUUAAGUUCACAUGUAACUUGGAUUGUCAGCUUCGUUUUCAUCGGAAUGGAACUUACAUUCCAUCACGCUGCACCUCCCAGGCAAAAUAAUAUUCUUUUCUUCCUCCUUUUUUCUUUAAAUCUUAUAACUUUUGUAUGCCCAUAGUUCUGGGUUCUUCUCAUAGAAAAAUCAGACUAAACUUUUAUUUUCUUCAGUAGAGGCAAAGCUUAAUAGUAAUAAUGUUAGAUUUUAACA
Messenger RNA from Rubroshorea leprosula, 1321 nucleotides. The record is from the annotation of a GenBank genome assembly. Lineage: Eukaryota; Viridiplantae; Streptophyta; Magnoliopsida; Malvales; Dipterocarpaceae.